AUGUCGCGCCGCCCGGCGCGGUUCCCCGUGCGGUACGUACUUCCACGUCAGCCCAUCGACGUGGCGGCGUGUGCUGCGGCAAUAAAAGCACACUUCAAGAGCAGUAGCGGCAGCAGCAGCGGCACCACCACCACCAAUAUCAGCACCCCCGCAAGUACCGGCGCCGAUACGAGCGGAGAUUCCUCCCCGCGCACGCUUCCCCGCGUGGUGCUGGUGCUGUUCGCGCUCGAGUUCGCGCACGCCGCGGACGAAUUUGUGCUCGCUCUUGGGGGGAGCGGCAGAGCGGAAGCGGCGGAGGCAGAGAGGGAGGGGGACGGGGAGGGGGAAGAAGCGUGGUAUGUGGUGGCGCAGGUGCGGGAGAGGGAGGUGGAACCGGAGGAAGGGGGAAAGAGUGGAGGUGCUGACACUUGUGGCGCCGUAAAUGGCGGGUGCUGUAACGGCGGUGCCAGAGGGGAGACUGACAGAAGCGCGUGCUGUGGGGGAGCAACAGGCAGGGGCACGUGUGGAAGUAUCUCUUGUUCUGGUGAACAUAUCUCUUCCAAUGCUGCUGCUGCUGCUGCUGCUGCUGCUGCUGCUGCUGCCGCUUCAGCUGAUGGUGGUGGUACUGCAGCUUCGGUAGCUGCCACUACCCAUUCUUCUGCCGCCCAGUGUGCCGCCCAGUGUGCCGCCCCUGGCACUCUUUUCGAACACGGCGGCCUGCGGUGGAUGCUGCCGCCCAGGUCGAGCAUGGCUGCAGAAGUUGCCAAAAGCAGCAACCCACACAGCAAUGAGGAACCAUCAGCAGCAGCAGCAGCAGCAGCACCGGCAACAGUGGGGGUGAGAGCAGUGGUGUGGGUGGGCAGCAGCGACGAAUGCCCAUCUCUCAUAACCCUCGCUCUGGAGCACAACCAGACACCCAUCCUCAGACUCGACCCCACCCACCUACCCGCUGCUGCUCCUGUCCCUGAAGCUGCUGCUGCUGCUGCUGCUGCUACUACUGACAGCAGCAGCAGCAACAUCACCCCUCUCUUCCAUCCAGUUGACCACUCCCGCUUGCUGCGCCGCCGCUACUUCCUCGUGGAAAAAACCAAGGACGCGUCUAUAAUCGGCAUCGUCGUGAUCUCCCAAUCCGCCGGCGCUGCCGCCGCCUCCACCCGCGCGACUGUCGCCGCCAUUCGAUCCGCAGCGGUGGCCGCGGGGAAGAAGGCGUACGUGAUUGCGAUCAGGCGGCGGAUCACGCCCGAAAAGCUCGCAAAUUUCCCCGAGUGUGACGUGCUGGUGCUCGUGGCGUGUGCGGAGGGCGUGCUGCUGGAUGGCAUGGGGCAGGGCAGCAGUGGGAGUGGCGGCGGUGGCAGUGGCAGUGGAAGCAGGGCGUUUUACGCGCCGGUGGUGACGCCGUUUGAGGCGCUGAUGGCUCUGGAAGAAGGGCGGGAGUGGACGGGAGAGUAUCGGAUGCUGCUGGAUGGUGCUGGGGCAUCCGGCCAAUCAGGGUAUGCCACGUCAGCGGCAGUGGAGGCGCGAUCAGGAUCGGAGUUCCUAGCACUGCGGCGUGACUAUAAGGGGCUGGAGGUGCCCUGGUUCAUGGCGCCUGGUGAGGCGCCUGGUGGGACGCCCAGGGAAGGGGGAGGGGAUGCAAGAGGGGGAGGGAAUGAGGGAGGAAGGGAGGAUGGGGGAGCGGUGGGUGCUUUCAUGCCGAAUGUGGCUCCGGCUAUUGAUGCAGUGAGGGUGGUGGAGGGGCGGGAGGGGCGAGCAGCAAUGUAUGUGGAUGAGCCACAGCGGGGAUAA
Messenger RNA from Closterium sp. Naga37s-1, 1764 nucleotides. The record is from the annotation of a GenBank genome assembly. NCBI's taxonomy places the organism in Eukaryota, Viridiplantae, Streptophyta, Zygnematophyceae, Desmidiales, Closteriaceae.